AUGUCUGUAAGCCGUCAAAUUUAUGAUGAAGCACGCCGGACGUUUUAUGGUCUAAACACGUUCACAUUUGGAUCGUUCUAUGGUCUACCUGUAUUCCUGAUUGGAAUCGGAGCUGAAAACGCCAUGCUAUUGCGAUCAGUGCGCUGCAAGAGCAAAACAGAUGAAUACAAAGACUAUGCGGAUGACAUUCGAUCAUGUCUAACAAAGGCAGCCGUGGCGGGACAAACGCCAAGCCAAGAACUGCGAAUCCAUCAUUUCGAAGAUCUGUAUUUGAAUCUUGUAACCCGAGGACAACCCCCAGUUGAUGUACCUACUUACUGGUCCAAUGAUUGUCGUCUGGUGCGACCCGAUAUUGCAGACGCCCGCGCCUUCCCAGGUCGAAAGCGUUUUUCCCUCAACGUCACUCUUCGGAAAUAUGAAGUAGACGGACGAAAUGCCGAUCGAAGGUCUACGGUUUCGUUUGAACUAUACAUACAGAAGAAGCGAGCAUGUGUAUAA
Molecule: messenger RNA, 498 nt
Organism: Penicillium psychrosexuale
Lineage: Eukaryota; Fungi; Ascomycota; Eurotiomycetes; Eurotiales; Aspergillaceae
Exons: 1
Coding region: 1-498 (165 amino acids)
Source: RefSeq, a predicted model, not a curated record